This is a messenger RNA of Penicillium oxalicum, 1083 nucleotides long. RefSeq names its product Zn(II)2Cys6 transcription factor domain-containing protein. The record is from RefSeq and is a predicted model, not a curated record. The coding region runs from base 1 to 1083 and encodes 360 amino acids. The transcript is spliced from 5 exons. Gene Ontology annotation, biological process: regulation of transcription by RNA polymerase II. Gene Ontology annotation, molecular function: DNA-binding transcription activator activity, RNA polymerase II-specific; zinc ion binding. Lineage: Eukaryota; Fungi; Ascomycota; Eurotiomycetes; Eurotiales; Aspergillaceae.
AUGCCACGUCGUUGUCACACAAAAUCACGCAAAGGCUGCGUUCAGUGUAAAGAACGGCAUGUCAAGUGUGAUGAGCAGCAGCCCACGUGCGGUCUCUGUGUGAAACGAGAACUGACAUGCACCUAUGUUUCUCCUCCCCCAAGGCGAAAGUCUACCAUAAAGGCUUCACAACCAGCAAGUGUUCGCUCUGUAUCUGCUACCUUGAGCCCAUUUGCAAACGCUCCGCACCUUCCCAGACUCGAAGAGAUGCGGCUGUUUCACCAUGCCCUUUUAGUGACAAGUCCCACGUUCAUCAAAGAUGAAAUCGACCGAGAGUUCUGGCAGAUGGUCGUCCCUCGCAUUGCAACAAAUCACAGUUAUGUCCUCAACGGAUUUCUAGCAGUUGCUACCUUACACCUGGCAUCAUUAGAGGCUGAGCGCUCGUCGCACUGGCUUGAAAUUGCGUUGACCUACCAUAAUUCCGCCAUUAAUGGAUUGCGUCAACAUCUAGAAGCUAGCGAGCAGAAUUGCGAGGCUCUGUUCAGUUGCUCGGUCCUAAAUCUAAUUUUUGUCACUGCCUCUCCGGGGAUUCAAGGAGGAGGUGAUCCUGUGGACCCAUUGCGUGACAUUCUCACCAUGCGAUCCUUCUUGAGUGGUACUGCCGUUCUCUUUCUCCAGAUCUAUCAUGGCAAGGAACAGACCAGUAUCGAUUUUUGGAUCCUCCGGGAGAAGAAAAAGGAAAAAGCGGUAUCAAAAGAUGGUGAGGACCCUCGGAUGGUUGAAUUACACCAGACCACGUUAGAGAAACUUCAUGGAUUUCGGAAAACCCUUGAUGCACUCCGCAGUCCACACCUGGAGAUUUAUCAAAGCACUCACAACCUGCUUCGUAAGGCUAUCGAGGGUUGGCCUACAGAAGACAGUAUAUCCUGGCCCAUCGAAAUCGGGGAUGCUUUCCUGGAACUGGUGAAACAGGAAGACUGGAUAGCUCGGAUCAUGCUGCUUUUUCACGGCCUAGUUUUGGGAAUCCUGCAACCACUCGAGGGUCAAGUUCCCACCGAAUGGGUGGACCUCGUUGAAUGGAUUCAAGAAGCAGUAAACUUGUGA